AUGAAAGCUAAGGAUAGAAGGAAUCGAACCAAGAUGAAAAGCAUAGAUAGUAUUUCCAGAAUCAAGGAAUCUAAGAUUGCAUACUCUCUACCUCAUGGGCCCUACAGAGUAGUUUCAAUUGUUUCUCUAGGAGGAGGCUGUGGAAACUAUUUCGACAAGUACUUGCAUGAGAAUCGAGGGCUAUUCUUCUCACCGGAGUACAAGAUCAACUAUCUAUUCAAAGAGACUUGUGGAGUUAGUGAGUUCCAUAUUGGAUACCUCUGCAGAGCAAGCGACAUAGUGGUAUUUUUUAUUAACUCAGAUGAGAUUGAUGACAGUAAGCUUAAAAUAAUCAAGAAGUUUGUUCCAAGCUGUCUAUUCUGCAUAUCCAACCAGAGAUUUAAAGAUGUGGCUAGAAAAGUUGUGAAGAAACACUUCCCAAAGGAGCGAAUAGUUGAGAUAGAUGGACUUAUGGGGGUAUUGAGCAACGUGAGAGUUAAGAACACGUCGGUUUGCAAGAGGCCGUAUAUUGUUCCAAGUAAUGCUUAUUCUGAUGGAGAAUACUUCUAUGUCGAGGGCUUUCUAAAGCGUGGAUUCCUGAGUGACAAGGUAGUUGUUAACGGACGGUAUGAAAUGACUAUUGAGGAGAUUUUUACGGAUCGGCUAUAUAAAGGAGAGGAUUUAUGUGUAAGUGUUGACAUUGAGAAGACUUCUCUAGCAGAAGGUGAAGAGUUGGAGUCUGAUUGCAACUCGGAGUCCUUGGAGUCUGGCUGCGAUGAAUACGAAGAAAAGGAAAAUGAUGAAAGUGAAGAGUUUACCACUGAUGAAUCAUCUACUGAGGAUCGGCCAUCUCUUAUAGACAAAUACUCUGAGUAUAGAGGAAUAAGAAAUCUUUCAACAUGUAGCUUCAAGUCAUACAACUUCCCAAGCCAUUACAAAAGUCUUGUGUUUUUUGAUGACUUUAGGAGAGCUGAAAAGCUGAUAACUGAACAAGAUAGCAUAAUUCCUAAUGACCAAAUGGUUAAGAUAAAGCUUAGGUAUGAAGGACUUAUUGAAGAGCAGAUAUACGUGGUGUUUGGAUGUUACGAAUAUGAAAAAAGAAAGACCAUACACAACUUCCAUUUUGAAGGAAUAGAACCUCUAAAGGAGGAAAGUAUGGUGGUUGAUCUAGGCCAUAGGAUUAUUGACAUACGUCCUAUGAUCACAAGAAACUUAAACCAUAGAGUUUUCAAAAAGCAAGAAGAACUUGAGUCUGGGGUUGUUAGCUUUAUUGGGCCAAUGGCGUUUGGCCUAUCCAGAGUGCUCCUAUACAAGAAGUCUGCUCUGGGGGAAUUAUCUAAGGAAACGCUUGUUGCCGUCGGGAUGAAUGGAUUUACAGGAGACAGGAUUAUUUUUGAGGAGGUAGUGCUUCAAGGAAUCCCGUUCAGAAACAAGAAAAGAUACAGUCUUGUCAAGCGCAUGUUUAAUAGCAAGGAAGAAGUCAUGUACUUCCGAAACAUUCAGCUGUAUAUGCGAAGCGGAAAGAUUACUGGGUUUAUAAAGAAGCCGAUAGGUACAAAGGGGAUGUUCAAGGGAUACUUCACACAUCCAAUAAAAUCCGGAGAUAAGGUGAUGAUGUCCUUAUACAAAAGAGCCUUUUUAGAAGAUCAAUAA
Messenger RNA from Encephalitozoon intestinalis ATCC 50506, 1632 nucleotides. RefSeq lists its product as uncharacterized. Gene Ontology annotation, molecular function: GTPase activity; U3 snoRNA binding; GTP binding. Lineage: Eukaryota; Fungi; Microsporidia; Unikaryonidae. Gene Ontology annotation, biological process: endonucleolytic cleavage of tricistronic rRNA transcript (SSU-rRNA, 5.8S rRNA, LSU-rRNA); maturation of SSU-rRNA from tricistronic rRNA transcript (SSU-rRNA, 5.8S rRNA, LSU-rRNA); ribosome biogenesis. Bases 1 to 1632 code for a protein of 543 amino acids. Gene Ontology annotation, cellular component: preribosome, small subunit precursor. The transcript has a single exon. The record is from RefSeq and is a predicted model, not a curated record.